This is a messenger RNA of Labrus mixtus (cuckoo wrasse), 2967 nucleotides long. RefSeq names its product zinc finger protein 703 (gene znf703). The record is from RefSeq and is a predicted model, not a curated record. Gene Ontology annotation, biological process: negative regulation of DNA-templated transcription. The transcript has 2 exons. Bases 378 to 2150 code for a protein of 590 amino acids. Gene Ontology annotation, cellular component: nucleus. NCBI's taxonomy places the organism in Eukaryota, Metazoa, Chordata, Actinopteri, Labriformes, Labridae.
GUGAGGUUGCUGCAGCAGAGAGAGAGAGAGAGACACGCGGCGGAGGACUGUCACGCACAAAACCUCUGCGGGGAAAUAGCGUCCACUUGCUCCGUGUUUUGAAGAGAAGUGACUUCUGCGUUGUUAAUUUUUCCCUCUUUUCCUCUUUUUAAAGGAAUAUUAAGGAAUAUUUAGCGGCUGAUCCUGAAGAGCUCGACACAGGAUGACAUUUUGUCCGUCUUUAAAAACAGUCUUAUUGGUCGCUUGGAGCGCAUUGCGCACAUGAUCUUUGGAUUACCACACUACUGAAGCGAUCAUCAUGACCCGUGCUGGUGAAUGAUUUUCAACCCAGCGUCUGCUCGUUACAUGCCGCCGUCCAACAUCGAGCCCCGAUCCAGAUGAGAGAUCCCCCUAUUGGAACUGAACCGCUUUUACGCAGCCAGUCCCAAGAGCGCAGAGCCGACAGCCAAAGCGGUGAUCUGCACCGCGUCGGAGCGGAGAGACCUUCCGUUUCCACAGCCACAUCUUGUCCCUCUCCCGCGGAUCCCUCACGCCAGGCGAAAAGGCUUCCCAUCCGGAUCUUAAAGAUGUUGACGGCGCACAGCGGCCACUUGCUGCACCCGGAGUAUCUCCAACCCCUCACGUCCGCGCCAGUCAGCAUCGAACUGGAUGCCAAGAAGAGUCCUUUGGCCCUGCUGGCUCAGACAUGCUCUCAAAUUGGCAAACCCGACCCGUCCUCCUCCUCCAAGCUGGCCUCUCUCUCCUCUGGCGGUCUGGCAGACAAGGAGUCGUCCAGCCGGUCUUCCAAGUCCGGAGAGCAGCACCAUUCCCAGGAGGACAAGUCCAGCUUCAAGCCUUACUCCAAGUCUCCGGGCGACGGAGGUCGUAAGGACGUUUCUUCAACAAAGGGGCCUUUGGAUAAAACGGCGUUCAGGUUGCCAAAUGGAAGCUCCAGCAGUAGCGGCGCUGCUUCAUGUCCGUCCUUUCCUCCCCAUUCCCGGUCGCCCAGCUCCAGCUCUCCUCCCCUGCACGCUCAGAGUCAGCCGCACAGACAAAGCCAUUCCCCCUCCACGCAGCCCCCGCCACACGCCCAGACCCCGCACACGGACAACAACAAAUCCGGGAACUCAGAGCAGACCGGCUCGGACAGUAGCGGUAAAAAAGACUCAGACGCGGCUAAAUCGGGUAUGGACGGUGCUCAGUUAGCCAACUCGAGCCACAUCCGGGCCAGCUCCAACUCCAGCAACGCCAGCUCAGCGAGCAGCCCCCGGCCCGACAGCAAAGCCGACCCGCAGGCGUCCUCGCAGUCGAGCCUGAGCUCCGGGCACAUCGCCCCCGUCUCCCCUUUCAAACCGGGACAUUCCGUCUUCCCCUUGCCUCCCGCCACUAUGGGCUACCACGGUUCCAUCGUGGGGGCCUACGCCGGCUACCCCUCCCAGUUUGUUCACAGCUUGGAUCACGGCAAGUCCGGUCUGGGGUUAGGACUUCCAGGGAAGCACCCCAGCUCCAGCCCCCUCGCGGGAGCUUCCCCCCCGUCCCUGAUGCAGGGUUUGUGUCGGGACCCGUACUGUCUGACUUACCACAACGCGCCCCACUUAGGAGGGAGUAACUGCUCCACCUGCGUCCAUGAUCCCAACUCCCUCAAGUCCGGUUUCCCCCUGGUCUACCCCUCCCACCACCUCCACUCCCUGCACUCCAGCGCCUUGUCCUCCAGCAGCACCCCUUCCCUGUCACACCCGCUCUACACCUACGGGUUCAUGCUCCCCAACGAGCCGCAGCCUCACGCCUGUAACUGGGUGUCGGUCGGCGGUCCCUGCGACAAACGUUUUGCCACAUCGGAGGAGCUGCUGGCCCACCUGCGCACCCACACCUCGCUGUCCGGGAUGGUGGACAGCAAGCUGUUGUCGGCCUACCCUUCAUCAGUUUCAUCCUCGGCGUCCUGUCACCUCCACCUGGCCCCGCCCGGCAGCCCGGGCGCCCUGCCAAGCUCCUUCUCCCUCCGAGGCUCUCCCAGCCUCAGCCUGGCUCGCUACCACCCGUACAGCAAGUCCCACCUGCCCGGAGCCCACGGACUACCCAUGCCCUCCCUUCCCUCCUCCUCCGCCUACUACUCCCCCUAUGCCCUCUACAGCCAGAGACUGGGCUCGGCCUCCGCGCUCGGAUACCAGUGAUAUUAGAAAUAAGUGUUGACACCACAGACUCGGACUCUCCAGAAGCUGUCCUGAAGAUGGAUUCUUUAUAUUGGGGUCAUCACUGGUUUACCGGGCAUCAUGCCUGCUUGGCCCCCGCCUGCCAGGAGUACCACCUGUUAGCCUCAGGAUUGUGACUGGCGCCGCAGCAGCAGAGACCCUGUGAUGGAUAAUCUUUCAGCACAGAAACCAACAGACUUUAAAGACGGCGAGGAGACAGAGAGCUUGAAAAUGAUGGAAGUGUGGGAUUAUUACGACUUGACUUUUGUUUUUUUUUGUUUUUUCUUUUAUCUCUGUCUCCCAGAACUGAAAGUCUGUAUUUAUUUUUCACUCAAGCGCUUGGUAUUCGACUCUGGGGGGGGGGGAGGGGGGGAUCUUGCUGUCCAAAUAAACUGUUGAGAGUUAUUCAAAGUGAAAAGAAUGAUUUAAAGUAUAUGAAACAGUAUGCCUAUCAAACACUCUAAAAAUAAAAACCUUGCACCAAGAAGAAGACGGACUGUGAGACUUUUAUUCUGGGGACAUUUUCGAAUUAUUUUUUUUUCUUCGUCUUGUUCAGACUCUGGAGAGUUGCAUGUCCCUGAAUGAUUUUGAACGAUGCAAUUAUUUUUAUUUGUAAAUAUGCAAAGAUGUAAUAUUUUUCCAAGCUUGCUUUUUUUGGGGGGGGUUCAAGCCCCUGCAAAUGGUGCAAAGAUAAGAAGAAGAAAAAAAAAUGACAUAAAUGAAAUAAUUACUGAUGGCUGUGCUAUCCAACCAAUAAGAAAAAAGUCUUAUUUUGUUAAAUAAAUGACACUUGAUUGCA